UCGUAGUUGUCAGUCUGUGGCGGUGAGUGCGUUUGUUUUGUUCACGUUGUGUGUAGUCCAAGCCAUACUGUAGUUGCUUUUAAGUUUUGUUUGCGUGUGGUCGUCCGAGUACAGAGUGAGGAUGUGACCAUCUGUCGGAUCUUACAUUCGUUGUUCAUUGUUGACGUGGAUCUGGCAGUGCUGGUAGAGUUUAAUGUUGAUCUCCCGCUCGGGCCUGGAUUUUAAAUACUGCAAAACGAUGUCAUGACAGCCAAUAUCUUUCUGUGACGUGACUUUAAUACCUUACAGUAGUUUCAAUAGUGCUUACGUGAAGAACAAUACAUACCCUAAGGGGACUGAACGAAAAAUAUGAGAAUCUUUCAAGAAGUACCCAUCAGAUGGAGAUGCAAUUUUCUUUCAUUGCUGUUUCUUUUGAGCUGUAGCAUUAAGUUUGCAAGCUGUGCGGAUCUUGCAAUCCAAAUCCCAGGGAAUCUCAGUCAAGAUGGGCUUUAUCGUUUAGACUACUCACCGCCACAUGGGAAGCCAGCACCAAAUACUACAAUUGCCUCAAAGGAUAUUGGAGAUGUUAUAGAAUUUUCUCAAGGUCUUCCUGGCACAAAAUACAACUUUUGGCUGUAUUACUCAAAUUCCAGCUUUCAAGAUCUGUUGACGUGGACAGCUUCAAUCACAACAGCACCUGAUGCACCAACCAAUCUUUCUGUAACCGUCCAUAGUGGUAAAGUGACUGAUGUAUCUUGGAGUCCUCCACUUGUUGGCCAUGCCUCGGGAUAUAAGAUUAAGGUUUUGACUAUUGGAGACUCGAGGGAACCCUCCCGUGUUGUACUACAAGAGGAAGAGACUGGUCUGCAUUAUCGUUUGCAGAAUCUCACACCUGGUGGCUCGUAUCAAGUCCAAUUGCUCACUGUUUAUGAAGGAAAAGAAAGUCUUGUAUAUAUUUCAAGGAAUUUUACUACAAAACCUAACACACCAGGAAAAUUCAUUGUUUGGUUCAGAAAUGAAACUACAUUACUGGUCCUGUGGCAGCCACCAUACCCACCAGGCAUAUUCACACACUAUAAGGUAUCCAUUGACCCUGAUGAUGCUGUGCAGAGUGUUUUGUAUGUGGAAAAAGAAGGUGACCCUCCAGGGCCAGCUCAGGCAGCUUUCCAAGGACUGGUGCCAGGACGAGCAUACAAUAUUUCUGUACAGACAGUGAGUGAAGAUGAAAUAUCGACACCAACGACAGCACAGUACAGAACAGUUCCCUUAAGGCCUCUAAAUUUGACAUUUGAUAGAUCAUCUAUAACAGAGACAUCAUUUAGGGUAGAAUGGCAGCCUCCCAAAGGAAAGAGUGAAUUUGAUAAAUACCAGGUGUUAAUAGCAGCAGGACUUCGAAGACCCACACCUGUAUCUGUAAAUAGAGGGGAGCCAACUGUUUGGGAGUUCAAGGAAAAUCUGGAGCCAGGUCACACAUACCAGGUGGUAAUAAAAACUGUUUCUGGAAAGGUCACCAGCUGGCCAGUUACAGGAAAUGUCACGUUAAAGCCUCUGCCAGUCCUGGAUGUACAAGCAGUUACUGAUGAGAGUACUGGUCUUGUGUCUAUUACAUGGACACCAGAUAACUCAAGUUUUCAGGAUAAUUACAAGAUAAGUUAUCACGAGGUGGAGACUGUUCAGGGGGACACUAACUGGCUGUAUGUUGACAAACCUCAUGUAGUGGUGGAGUCUCUACUUCCCGGUCGAAACUAUUCCAUCACAGUGCAAGCAGUUUCUAAUCAGUUAGAAAGCAAUGGAACCAGCAUCUAUGCUGCCACUAGACCCUCCGCACCCAUCAUUAAAGACCUGCUGCCCAUGGAGAAAGGUUUGAACAUUACUUGGAAAUGUGAUGUUCAGACUCGCCAGGACAAGUUUGAAGUGAUAUACAAGAGGAAUGACACAGGACAAAGCGUGACAAAAGUAACAACUCUGUCAUAUGUUGUGCUGGAGGACCUGUACCCUGGAGCAGGCUAUGAAGUGAAAGUAUUUGCUAUCAGUCAUGGUCUACGAAGCGAGCCACAUGAAUACUUUCAGGCUGUGUAUCCCUACCCACCUCAGAACUUAACCAUUGAGCGGACAACAAGUAAUUCAAUUUUAGUUCGUUGGGAUGCCCCGAAGAAUACUUUAUUUUCUGAUUUUUUGAUCAAGUAUCGCACAGAGGAUGAAACAUCUUGGGUUAAACUGCCACUUUUACAAGUACCUGAAGCUGAAAUUGCUGAUAUGACACCUGGUGAGAAGUACAUAAUUCAGGUAACAACUGUCAGCUACGGUGUAGAAAGUAAUAAACCACAAGAAGUCAACAACACAGUCCGACCCAACCCUGUAACAGCCAUAGCAGUCCUAGUUGACUCAUCUAAUGUGACUCUCGAAUGGCCUCGACCAGAGGGCCGUAUUGAGUAUUAUGUUAUCAAAUGGCGUGCGGAAGAUGACCCAGGCACUGCUGAACAGACACGUAAUUUGACAGAACAGAAUGUUCAUGGCGUGCCGCUUGGUUCCAAACCACCACUUGUGAGGAUGCUCAUAGGUGAUCUCAUGCCAGGCCUGAAGUACUUCUUCCAGAUUCAUACAGUUUCACAUGGAAUGAAGAGUGAUAAUACAACUCUUUCCAAACGAACCAUGCCCUUAAUACAAUCAGAAGUUGUGCCAGUACUGGAGGCCACAGCAACAGAUUCAAUGACACUUCGCUACACUCCUACACCUCAGUCUGUUUCACAUUUUGAUCACUACCGUUUUGAGCUUUCGGAUCCAAGCAUUCCGCCUAUUGAAAAGGCAGCCAAUGAUACAGAAACAAAGGUCACCUUCACAGGCCUUGUACCAGGAAAGCUGUACAACAUUACUGUUUGGACUGUGUCAGAUGGUAUCUUCAGUCAGCCACAACUCCGACAGGACCGCCUAUAUCCAGAACCUGUUUCCUCAAUAAAUGCCACAAAAAUUACUGACACGCAGAUUACUCUGACUUGGAUUCCUCCACGUGGUGAACUGAGUGAUUUUGAGGUUACCUACCAGAAUGCUGAUGGCUUGCUUAUUCAUAACUUAACAAAACUGAACAGUAUUACUAUCUCAAACCUUAAACCCCACUGGAACUAUACAUUCACAGUGGUCGUCCGGUCAGGAACAGAGUCAUCAUUUUUAAAACCAUCUGUCCCCGCUUCGGGAAUCUUCACAACUGAAGAGUCUGUACCUGGAAUGGUUGAAAAUUUUCAUCCCACAGAAGUUCAACCAAGCUACAUUACCUUCACUUGGAUGCUUCCAGGUGAUGCACAGAAUGGAGUUAUAAAAAAGUUUACAAUAACGUAUGGACUUGAGCUUUCUACACAUACACAAAGCCGAGAUUUCUUACCAACUGAGUUUAGUGGUACUAUAAGGACUCUGAUACCUGGAAAGACAUACAUCUUCAAAAUACAGGCAGAAACCAAAGUCGGUUAUGGGCCUGAAGCAAAGUGGAAAGCUAAAAUGCCUAUAUUUGCUCCACCCAAGCCAAACACUCAGGUAUUUCCAACUGAAGUGUCCCGCAGUUCUACCACGAUCAAGAUACGCUUCCGCAAGAAUUAUUUUUCAGAACAAAAUGGAGCUAUCACAUCUUACACAAUUAUUGUAGCUGAAGAUGACAGUAAAAAUGCUUCGGGGUUGGAGAUGCCCAGCUGGAGAGAUGUUCAAGCAUACAGUGUUUGGCCUCCAUAUCAGGUUCUAGAUCCGUACAACCCCUUCAAGAACUCUACUGUUGAAGAUUUCACUAUUGGAACAGAGAGCUGUGAUAUGCGAAAGUUGGGCUAUUGCAAUGGUGCAUUGAAGUCUGGAUCCACUUAUAAAGUGAAGAUUCGUGCUUUCACUGAUGUGGACAAAUUUACUGAUACUUACUAUUCAUUUCCAAUACAGACAGAUCAAGAUAACACACCAGUUGUUGUGGGAACUGUUGUGCCUUUAAUUUUAUUGUUACUGCUUGCAAUAACAGUGUGGACACUUCGUCGUCAGAAAAGAUCGAAGCGAAAAACUGCAGAAAGCAGAGGAAAUGAUAACUUGUCUAUACCUGACAGUAUAAUUGAAACAAGCAGGCCUAUCAGACUGGAAAACUUUGCAGAACACUAUCGCAUCAUGUCUGCUGAUUCUGAUUUCCGAUUCUCUGAAGAGUUUGAGGAACUUAAACACAUUGGCCGUGACCAGCCAUGCAGUGCAGCUGACUUGCCAUGCAAUCGCCCGAAGAAUCGCUUCACCAAUAUCUUGCCUUAUGAUCAUUCUCGCUUUAAACUGCAACCUGUGGAUGAUGAAGAAGGUUCUGAUUACAUAAAUGCCAACUAUGUGCCUGGUCAUAAUUCACCAAGAGAAUUCUUGGUAACACAAGGACCAUUGCAUUCCACACGUGAUGACUUCUGGCGUAUGUGUUGGGAGAGUAAUUCGCGGGCAAUAGUUAUGCUGACUCGUUGCAUUGAGAAGGGGAGGGAAAAGUGUGACCAUUAUUGGCCAUAUGACACGAUGCCUGUCUAUUAUGGAGACAUCUCUGUCCAGAUUCUAAAUGACAGUCAUUAUCCUGAUUGGAGUGUGACUGAGUUUAUGAUGUGCCGUGGUGAUGUAUCAAGAGUAAUAAGGCAUUUUCAUUUCACAACAUGGCCGGAUUUUGGUGUUCCUAGUCCUCCUCAGACACUGGUGCGUUUUGUAAGAGCCUUCAGGGAGCGUGUUGGCCCUGAUCAGAGACCAAUUGUUGUCCAUUGCAGUGCUGGUGUUGGACGUUCCGGUACCUUCAUUGCUCUUGAUCGACUGUUACAGCAGAUUAAUGUCUCGGAUCAUGUUGACAUAUUUGGUAUCGUAUGGCAGAUGCGAAAGGAGCGUGUCUGGAUGGUACAGACUGAACAACAGUAUAUAUGCAUUCAUCAGUGCCUAUUGGCAGUUUUAGAAGGGAAAGAAAAUCAGGGACCACUCAGAGAAAUACAUGAUAAUCAGGGUUUUGAAGAUGAUGAGGGCAUUGCUGAAUCUGGGAUGUGACCAGUACAAAUUCUGGAAAGACAAUAAUGGUGGUUGAGUUAUUGUGGGCUGCUGUGAUUCAUUUCCAUGAAAUAUGGUGGAGCAUCUUACAACCUUUUACAGUGUUUUAGUGAAUGAAACAUAUGGAUUUUUAUAUUUUAUAAGACUUUUAAUGAAGCAGAGUUUUUGGUGACCACAGUGUCAGCAUAUUCAUUGGUGCUAUAAAGAGUCAAUAAGAAUCUGCAGUGUGUUAAAGGAACUGAACUUAAUGUCUCCAUGUGUGUGUCAAAAAUACUCUCAGCAAUAGUUUGCUAUAGAAUAUCUUCCAUGUAGGUGAGAUUAUAUAUUUUGACAGAUGACUUUUUAAUAUAAUAGUUUUAUGCUGUAUUUUAUAUUUUAAUGACCUUAUUGUGAGGAAAAGUUUCUGCAAAAAGGUAUUUUAAGAUUUGUUUCUUAUACGUCACACUUGUGGCUGUCAUAAUUUUGCAGUAUUGAUUUGGAAAGAAAAUCAGUCCUGUGCUUGCAGGUUUUGUGCCAGAUACAUUCCUUAUUUCCUUAUGUUAUUUAACUGUAGUAUAAAGAAAAAUGCUGUAUACAUGUGGGAGAAUGCUAUGUAGAAUCUCAUUUUCUAUGGAAAUUAAUCCCUGUUCAUAAUGGUGAACUGAUUGAUAAUUCUCAUUUCAUGUUGUUGUUAUCUUUAAAAUAGAAGCCCAGUAUUAUUUCUAUUAUUACAAUAGUCCUCAAGUAGUAAAUAAUAUACAGAUAAACACUAUAAACAGAUUAGUGUGGCAGCUUUGAAUAAAAAUGUACAAGAGUAGAAAUAACAGGAAAUACUUUGUCUUUCACUGGUGAGUGCCUAUGAUCUGGAGCUGGCUUAUGCUGGAGAAAACCCACAGAUGAUGUCAGUGUAUUUGCAUUAUUCAUUUUCUGAUCUUGUUUCCUUUCUGACUAAAUCACUAUAUUCAUAGCACAAAAUGAUAAGCAAUAAAUCAACAGAUUUGUCAGUAUAAUUUUGUGCCAUUUAUAGCUUUUUCUAUGAAAAAACUAAUUUUAUUGCAAAGUUCAGUUAAUGAAUAAUGAGAAGUGACUGAGGAGAGGCAUGUGAAUGUUUAUGUGAAGUUAAGAGAGAUAAACAGAUAUUAUUUUGUGGCCUUCAGCAGUAUGUUAGGGUUGACAACAUGUAAUAAGGCAGCUGUUUGUACAUUGUACAAUCACAAAUUAAGUAUUGGGUUCCAGUGCAGCACAUAAAAAUAGUGCCAUGAGCUGCACUCAAGUAUAAGAUGCUGUUGACUGAUGAAUCUCUGAUGUACUUUCCUUGGUCUCGGUGCACUAUGGUAGAAGCUAUCUUAAUGUAGGCAUGGAAUCAUAAUGUUGAGCAUCUACCAUGGAACACCUUACUUAUUUUACUGUUGGACAGCAUAUUAUUUUUGUAUAAUAAAUUUGACCUAUAAGCCUGACUUUUCUAUUGUCGUGCUGGAAAGAUACAGGGAAUGUAAUUUGGGAAGAAAUAGCUUCUUGUGUCUGUGUUAAAGAUGUUUGACAACAUUGUGUGCAUGCCUUUGUUGUGUAAGUGCUGUUUAUUGGCUUCCUGUCUCUUUUCAUGUUGUGAUAAUUCCUGUUGUCUCUAUCAUUAACAUACAGGCCUAUUUAUAAAUAAUGAUAUAAAUUGCUCCAAAUGAUGAUUUUUAUUUUUUGGCAUUUUCUUUAGUCUCAUUUCUUCACUCAUGUGAAAUCUGAUGAACACUUGAUUUUUUAUAAAAUAAAGAAACCAGACUGUA
This is a messenger RNA of Schistocerca gregaria, 6749 nucleotides long. RefSeq names its product tyrosine-protein phosphatase 10D (gene Ptp10D). The record is from RefSeq and is a predicted model, not a curated record. Gene Ontology annotation, molecular function: protein tyrosine phosphatase activity; protein binding. The coding region runs from base 349 to 4992 and encodes 1547 amino acids. NCBI's taxonomy places the organism in Eukaryota, Metazoa, Arthropoda, Insecta, Orthoptera, Acrididae. The transcript has 29 exons. Gene Ontology annotation, biological process: protein dephosphorylation.